Messenger RNA from Rhagoletis zephyria (snowberry fruit fly), 1002 nucleotides. Its product is annotated as transcriptional regulator prz1-like. Lineage: Eukaryota; Metazoa; Arthropoda; Insecta; Diptera; Tephritidae. Gene Ontology annotation, biological process: regulation of transcription by RNA polymerase II. Gene Ontology annotation, molecular function: DNA-binding transcription factor activity, RNA polymerase II-specific; RNA polymerase II cis-regulatory region sequence-specific DNA binding. The record is from RefSeq and is a predicted model, not a curated record.
AUGUUUUCCCUUGGCAGCCAUUUGGCAAUGAACAAUCCCUCAAUGUUUCACUCAUUUGUAGACUCAUUUUUUGAAGGAAAAAAGGCGCUGGUAAAGGAGCAAUUGAUGGAGUCGGUAAAAGUCAUCGUUGAUGGACUCUUUGAGGAGAUGGUUGGACAGGUCAAGGAGAUGAUGAUGCCACUGAAAAGUGCCAACCAUGAUCAAGUGAAACCCUUUAGCUUUGGGACGACCACAAUUGCUACUCCAGUCAUACCAUCGACCAUCAAGCCACCAAUGAACUUUUCAUCAGUGCCACUUUCCCAGCCACCAAAAAGCAAGAUGAUCUUUGCAACCAAGUCCAAGCCUGGUCCCUCUACUUCAGCUGCUCCUCAGCCGUUUUCUGGUCUUUAUAAACGAAUGGCUGAAGAGGAUGGUGUGGGCAUCAGCAAGAACAGCAACAGCAUCAGUCAUUUUAACAAGAAGAAAGCGGUCACUGNUCAGCCGUUUUCUGGUCUUUAUAAACGAAUGGCUGAAGAGGAUGGUGUGGGCAUCAGCAAGAACAGCAACAGCAUCAGUCAUUUUAACAAGAAGAAAGCGGUCACUGUGGAGCUGCAGAUUGAUGGUCCACUUGAUGACGUAGCUUUUGAUGAAACUAAUGCUGAGAGUGAACUUUUGAACAGCAGUGUUGCCGCUAAUAAGAAUUCUCCAAGUACUUCCCAAGAAGAGGCUCCCGAACCAGCCCAAUCAGGAAAGCAUCUCUGCACUGAGCCGAAUUGUGGCAAGAACUUCACAUGUAGCACUAGUCUCAAGCGUCACCUUCGAACGCACAGCAAUGCAAAACCAUUUGGCUGCACUUUUGAUGGUUGUUCUUCAGAAUUUGGACGUCGUGAAAGCGCUAUUCGUCACAUUCUCAAUGUCCACUUGAAAAAGCAAAGUCUUGGAGACAACGAGGAAGGCGAAGGGGCUGACCACAAGCCGCCCGAUCCAGCAGCCUAUCUUAGCGUCAAGGAGGAGCUUCUCUGA